AUGCAAGACCAUUCAAGUCAUUCUAGAGAGUCAGUAUCUGCUGGUGACGAUCCUCUUGGAAUUGAUAAAUUGACUGUCGAUUAUGACUACUUACUUUAUAAAAUCAAAGAUUAUGUACAAAGUAUACAAUUGGAUACAACAGAGCUCUGUAAAAAGCAAAAUGAACUGAUAGUGAACGGCAUUAUCGAAAGUACCAUAGACAAAAAUAUUGCUAGAUUUGAGGAGCUUCUCAAAAAAUGCGACGAGUUAGAAAACCAUUAUGAAGUGUUGAACCAAUUAGCAACGAUAACGGAUACGUUCAAGGAAAGAAUAGCAGAAGCCGUGAAUGAAUAUAAUGAAUUAAAAAAGGGUGCUAAUAAAUCUAAAUAG
Molecule: messenger RNA, 369 nt
Organism: Saccharomyces kudriavzevii IFO 1802
Lineage: Eukaryota; Fungi; Ascomycota; Saccharomycetes; Saccharomycetales; Saccharomycetaceae
Gene: CNL1
Product: Cnl1p
Exons: 1
Coding region: 1-369 (122 amino acids)
Biological process (GO): endosome organization
Cellular component (GO): BLOC-1 complex
Source: RefSeq, a predicted model, not a curated record